Molecule: messenger RNA, 2760 nt
Organism: Lonchura striata (white-rumped munia)
Lineage: Eukaryota; Metazoa; Chordata; Aves; Passeriformes; Estrildidae
Source: RefSeq, a predicted model, not a curated record
AUGGGAGAUGUAGUCCGGUGUGCCGGGGCCGAUCGGAGCUGCAGGCCGGUGUGCCGGGGCGGAUGGGAGCUGCAGUCCGGUGUGCCGGGGCGGAUGGCAGCUGCAGUCCGGUGUGCCGGGGCCGAUGGGAGAUGUAGUCCGGUGUGCCGGGGCGGAUGGGAGCUGCAGGCCGGUGUGCCGGGGCGGAUGGCAGCUGUAGUCCGGUGUGCCGGGGCCGAUCGGAGCUGCAGGCCGGUGUGCCGGGGCCGAUCGGAGCUGCAGUCCGGUGUGCCGGGGCCGAUGGGAGCUGCAGUCCGGUGUGCCGGGGCCGAUGGCAGCUGUAGUCCGUCCAGCGGCGCUGUGCCCGGGGCGGAUGGCGCUGCGCGGCUCGCUGCGGGCCGGCCGGGCGCUGCUGCGGCGGCCGCCGGCCCGCGGGCUCUGCAGCCGGGUGCGUGCGCGGAGGGACGCGGGGCGGGCGCGGGGCGGGCGGGGAGGCUCCCGGCUGAUCGCGCCCUCCGCUCGCCUUGCAGCCCGGCCUUCGGGUUCCUGUUCGAUGUGGACGGCGUGCUGGUGCGGGGCAGCCAGCCCGUGCCCGCCGCCCGCCGCGCCUUCCAGAGGCUGGCGGACGGCGGCGGGCGGCUGCGGGUGCCCGUCGUGUUCCUGACCAACGCCGGGAACUGCCUGCGCUCGGCCAAGGCCCGAGAGCUGUCCCAGGCGCUGGGGCUGCAGGUGUCUCCGGAGCAGGUGGUCCUGUCCCACAGCCCCCUGCAGCUCUUCAGCCAGUUCCACCAGAGGUGCAUGCUGGUGGCCGGGCAGGGGCCCCUGGAGGAGAACGCCCACGACCUGGGGUUCAAGCAUGUGGUCACCAUAGAGGCCCUGAGGAAGGCAUAUCCCCUAUUAGACAUGGUGGACCUGAGCCGGAGGCCGAAAGAACUGCCUCCUCCCACCACUGGCUUCCCCACUAUAGAAGGAGUGAUUCUGUUUGGUGAGCCAGUGAGGUGGGAGACAAGCCUGCAACUCAUUGCUGAUGUACUCCUGAGCAAUGGGAACCCUGGGGCAGAGCUUCAGGAUUUACCAUACCCUCAUUUGCCUAUCCUUGCCUGCAACAUGGACCUCCUGUGGAUGGCUGAAGCCAAGAUGCCCAGGUUUGGCCACGGCACUUUCCUUCUCUGCUUGGAGAGCAUUUACAAGAAGGUGACAGGCAGGGAGCUGAAGUAUGAGGCCUUGAUUGGCAAACCCAGCCCAGUCACCUAUCGCUAUGCCCGAUACUUGAUCCAACAGCAGGCAGAGAAGCAGGGCUGGAAGGCUCCCAUCCGACGCCUCUAUGCAGUUGGGGAUAACCCUAUGUCUGACGUCUAUGGGGCAAACCUCUACAACAACUACCUCAAGUCAGCUCAGCAGAGCCAGGUCCAGGCUGGGCUGAAGAGGAGCCCACAGGCAGCCAGUCCCCAGGUUGAGGUUUCCCUGGAGCUGAGGAAUGACUGCAACAACUCGGUGGAGAGCUGCGAGUCGAUUCUGGUCUGCACUGGGGUCUACCGCCACAACGGCGACAUUCCCAAGAAAACAGUGGAGACAGUGUUCCAUGGACAUCGGGACUUCUCCUUCGACCCCAGCCUGCUAGAGGCAUCUUACAUAGUGCAGGAUGUGGAUGAUGCUGUGCAACUUGCUUUUAAAAAAGAAAACUGGAGCUAGGGGUUAAGACAGGUGUGCCUAAAGAUUUGCUGUAAGGGGGUUUAUGUACUGGAAAGGGUAGAGGGGAAGAAUGGGGAGGGACCUGGGGUGAUUUUUUAAUCUAGCUAAUGUUAAAGAAAACUCCCUGUUGCAGCACUAAAAGCCCCUUGAUGUUAUUGGUACUCAUCUGCCAUCCUGACAGCUGCCCACAGACUUUGAACUGUGAUUGUACAUUGCUGCCAGCCAUAAUUGAGCCAUAAUGGAAACAGGGUAUAAGGAGUACGCUUGUCCCAGCAAUCCCCAUUUUGUUCAGCUCUCACAGCUCAUUCUUUUCCACACUUUGUGUGCAAAGAUCAGGGGAGCCCACCCUCCUCUUUGUGAGCUGUUUGAGGGCGAAGCUCUUCCCCACACAAGGAGCCACUAUCAGCCAUUUGUAGAAUGAGCUGUUUGUCCAGGCUGUGACUCGAGCAUGUCAGAAGCUGGGCUGUGGUGGCUCCAUGCCAAGAGAGGGCUUCAAGGCUUAACAUUCUCCUUGUGAAGAGUAAGUGCCUAUGGACUCGAACAAAUUCUCUUUGCCUGGGGAUUUGCCCCUGCAUCACUGUCAGCCUGAAACAAAGUUCUGUUUUGCAGUCAUCUGGCAGCUGUGGAGAGGCAGGGCCCCUCAAAGGAAGCUUCAGUAGCCAGAGCAACUUGCUGCAGGGCUGAGGUGAAAGUUAUAUUGUUCCCUCCCCCCUGUUUAGCAUUCUGUGAACACCCCUGCCUUUUCACAUCCCACUAGGGAGCCAGCAGCCUGCAUUCGGCAGCAGAGGAAACCACCACAGAGUUUGAAUUGGCAGAGUUGUCUUUGCCCAGAACUCAGUGCUGCAGCAAGAGGCUCUUUUGGCACCCACUCUGAUCCCAACUGUUUCAAGGAACAUCCACCUGCUCCAGCUGGCACAGCUUCCAAGAGGGGCCCUUCUUUGGAACAAGGGCCAAACAAAAAGAGUCACAGUCCACCUUUGCUCCUUCCUUGCAUGCAAAGAUUCAAAGAGAUCAUCAGGCCAGGAUAGUACCAGAGCCCCAGACUCCCAAGCCUGAUCUUUUAGAAUAAAAAUGUCUGUGUCUUCCAGA